AUGGGGAGCAAGCCAAUAAUCUUGAAAACAGUGUGUAAAUUAAUAGAGUGUGAAGGGGAAGUUUCAGACCCGUAUGAUUCAGAUUAUGUGCCACCAAUCUCAUUACGCGGUGCAUCGCAGGAUAUGAGUCCAAAGACAACGUUGUUGCCCUUGCUGACGGGAGGAUCUACUUUCCAGGUCACUGCUAUGUGCUGUUCGUACACAACGAUGGAGCUAGACACCAUGGACAUCGCUGGAAUCGUUUCUGGUCAAAAGGCUUUACUUGUAUGGAUCGAGGACAUCUUUCACCAUUUCUGGUAUGCUUGUCAGCACACAAGCACCAGAGAGGAGUUUAUGGGUGUGUGGAGAGGUGCACUUCACCAUAUGCGCCUCUGGAGGAUAAACGGGACAAAGAGCCCAUUCCACGUGGUUCUUAACCGGAGGUGGCUGAAGGAUAUUGAGAAGUUGCUCACCUUUCGGACAACAUCGAAGCUUGAAUCUUUCCAAAACCACGUCCUGAUGUACGCAGGGAAGCGUUUUGGAUUUACUUAUGGCGCCGAUGAAGUUCGUACACUCCUCGCUGCAUUAGACUACAACCUCCAUAACCAUCGCCCAGUGCAUGUGAACAGCAAAGGCCAAGUAUCAAAAAGUCUCAGCGUUACACUGUGA
Molecule: messenger RNA, 648 nt
Organism: Knipowitschia caucasica
Lineage: Eukaryota; Metazoa; Chordata; Actinopteri; Gobiiformes; Gobiidae
Source: the annotation of a GenBank genome assembly